AUGGCAACAACAGCAGCCGGUAUCCAACAAAUAGAGGAGACCAGACCACUGCUGUCGCGAGAACAACAAGAGGAUUCCACGGCAACGGCGCGCCAUCUCAGGUCAUUAGGAACAACUGGAUUAUUCGUUAUGCUCUUAUCCUCAUUCGCUCAUUCAUGUGCUUCAGUCGCAGUGAAAUGGAGCAGUUCCACUUUCCCAUCAUUUGAGAUUGUCUUUGCACGAUCCCUGUUUCAAACCUUACUCGGCCUUGUGGGAUGUCUGUGGGUUCGAGCUAACCCAUUGGGUCCGCCAGGAGUACGUCGCUGGAUCGUCUUUUCUGGUCUGUUGGGCACCUUGGGUGCUGCGUGUCUCUAUUAUAGCUUGUCAAAUUUGCCACUUGCAGAAACUACAAUCGUCAUCUACCUGUACCCUACGCUGACAGCCAUCAUGGCAGCACUUUUUCUUGGUGAACCCUUUGGAUGGUGGGACACCCUAUCUGCAACCUUGUGCAUGGUGGGUGCAGUACUCGUCUUUAAACCAUACAUACUGUUCGGUAGCAGCAGCAGCAAGAAGCAACCCUCGAAUGAUGGUAGCAAUAAUACUGCAAUUGCAGCGUUAACAGCAAUUCUGUGUGUCUUUUUUGCCUCUUCAGCAUAUACUGCUGUACGCAAAGUAGGCACUCGCACUCACUUUUUCUCUUUGACUUUUGUUACUGGAUGCUUUCUUUGUCUUGUGAGCCUUCUUGUCGCCUUGUUUGGGUUCCAAGCGUUCGUGUUUCCCCACGACUUGAAGAGCUGGAUGAAGUUCAUUUCGAUCGGUAUUGCUUCUUCAGCGCAACAGUGUUUAGCGAAUCUAGGUGUUCAGUUGGCGCCUGCUGGAUCAGCAACGCUUAUGUGCAUGAACGAUAUCAUCUUUGCAUUUAUUUUUGGCAUCCUUUUAUUUGACGAAUAUCCAGAUGCCAUCAGUAUCAUUGGCGCCAUCUUGAUUAUUGUAAUGACUAGUAGUGUGGUAGCCAUCAAUAAAUAG
Molecule: messenger RNA, 1005 nt
Organism: Zychaea mexicana
Lineage: Eukaryota; Fungi; Mucoromycota; Mucoromycetes; Mucorales; Lichtheimiaceae
Product: EamA-like transporter family-domain-containing protein
Exons: 3
Coding region: 1-1005 (334 amino acids)
Cellular component (GO): membrane
Source: RefSeq, a predicted model, not a curated record